Hypoxylon trugodes is the source of this 945-nucleotide messenger RNA. Its product is annotated as DASH complex, subunit Spc34. The record is from RefSeq and is a predicted model, not a curated record. The transcript is spliced from 2 exons. Bases 149 to 907 code for a protein of 252 amino acids. Gene Ontology annotation, biological process: attachment of spindle microtubules to kinetochore. Gene Ontology annotation, cellular component: spindle microtubule; DASH complex. Lineage: Eukaryota; Fungi; Ascomycota; Sordariomycetes; Xylariales; Hypoxylaceae.
GUACCUGCCAUCCAUCGUCAUUGAUCAACAACGAAGGAGUCGCGCGAUUCAAUGAACUCUAAAUAUUAUUACAGUUACUAGCCGAUACCUACACCUCACUGUCUUCGCCAUAAUCGCCUAGCUUCUUAAGCUACAACAACAAUUCACCAUGUCACUCCUCUCAGCACAUUUCGAGCAAAUCGCCAUAUCGUGUCAAGGGAUUGACAGCCUUCCAUUCCCACCACCCAAGAUAUUCACCAAUGCCCUCCUCGCCAACGACGAUAUCACCUCCUUAAUCCGCGACACCGAAGCUCACGAAAGAGCACUCUUUUCCGUCCCACCACCACCUCCACCUUCAAUAGCGCCUAAGGAACCAGAGCCCCCUAAACAAUCUUCUCGCCGACAAACCGUGUUUAAUGUCGCUUCCGGCGAGGUCACUACGUCUGGUAGCAACACGGGACGAAACGCGGGCGCGCCGCGACGACACACCGCUGUAGCAGCAGUAUUAGGCGGCGACUUGCACGAACAAAUUCGACGUAGUGAGCGAAGAGGCGGCAAGGAUGACGUUGAUGUCGAAAUACUACUUAAGGGCGCAGAGAAGCUAUGCGGUGUCUACCCCUUACCAGGCGCGUUAGAACGAAUAGCCGCGCUACGAUCCAAAUAUGCGCACAGUCGAAACACCCUAGCGUACUACGAAGCAAAGGUAGCUGAGCAAGCCGAAGCCCUGGGCAGAAUGAACAAAGACCACUGGAUGGACGAGGACGAAGAUGAAGAUGCAUUAGAAGGCAUUGCGCAACAAGAGAUCGUGACCGAGGAAGACAUAGCAAGAGAAGACGAACAGAUCGCGGAACUCGAUAAGAGGAAGAGAGAAUUACAAGGGAGACUGAAGGCGAUAGAGAAGGACGUAGAGGGACUGCUGAACAUGUAAUGACAUGAAAAUGAUUUAGACUACCAAUGAUACCCCCU